Molecule: messenger RNA, 459 nt
Organism: Lolium perenne
Lineage: Eukaryota; Viridiplantae; Streptophyta; Magnoliopsida; Poales; Poaceae
Biological process (GO): regulation of DNA-templated transcription
Molecular function (GO): DNA binding; DNA-binding transcription factor activity
Source: RefSeq, a predicted model, not a curated record
AUGCCUGCAUUUGGCCGAAAUGAAAACCAAAAUCACUGGAAUUCACUGAAUUUCAGUGAUUUCAGCAAGGGGCGAGAUAUUGCUGAAGAGACGUUCUACGCGGAGAUUUGGAGUGGCGGGGAGCGCAUCGGGCUCGACACGUAUGAGACGGCGCACGAGGUGGCGCGCGCGUACAACGCAGUGUCCUGGCGCCUCGGCCGUCCUCGACGGUCGAUGAACUUCUCCGAUAUUUGGACGCGACAGCAGGCCAAAGACCUCACGCCGCCGCCGCCGACCGUCACGCAGGAGGCGAGGCAGCGCGAGCUCGAGCAGCGCCACCUUGUCGCCGAGCGGGACGAGUGCCUGCGCCUCGAGUGGGCGCGAAGCUUCCCGGAGGACGUGGCCGCGGAGGUCGCCUUCUUUGCCGAGAAGGAAGAGAUGAAGGCGACGCAGAAGGUGGCGAAGAAAAAAGAUCGGUAG